UUUGGAUGAAAGACUUCCUUCCUUGAGGCCUGCUGGRGGAACUUCUAAAGCGGCGAGGAAAGACAUCUGGAUUAGUGUAUUUACCCACAAAUGGAGAAGCUGUGAAUACCAAUUACCUGAAUUCUAUGCGAAUGGAUUGAUUUUAGAUCUUAUCUUAUUUGGCCGAAAAAUGGAAUGAGUUGAAGACCGGACAUUGUAUAACACACGACAACUUCUGUGGGCCAUGCAUGUGUAGCCAUACAUGUGUAGCCAAAAGCAUUCAACUUAUCGUCUGGUUUAGUCUUGCUUUUUUGAAUUGUAUUACUUACUACAAGUUCAAUUAACGCUGUAUUCUAGACACGCUACUAGAAGCGGACCUAAGUUAGGACCUCACGCGUGGUGAGCAAUUAAUUAGCUAGUGUUAAUAGUCCUUCCUCAGAACAAUAGAGUAUCCAAAUUGGAUUAAUACGGCUGAUUAUUGGAGUGAUAAAUACGAGACUAAAGGAAGCGCAAUCGCAGAACGCGCCUGGCUUGAUCUUAUUCGCUAACGGCAAAUCGUUUAACGGGAAAUGAUACAAGACACCAUGAGUGAAUUUUCAGACUUGGUACGCUGGUAUUACAACCCAAUGCAGCAGCAACAGCGAUCGGAGUUUUGUCCACAAUUCCUGCAAUUUAACCCAAAAGAACACUUCAAGUACUUUGCUACAGAAUACGGAGACUUGCCACUCGACACACUUGCCGUAACGUUUGGCUUUCAGACCAGAAUGUUUACAAACAAGCGAGAAAGAUGGAGGCAACAGAAUGUAAACAUGGCAUUCACAGAACUGCGCAAGCUUCUUCCUACUUAUCCACCAGAUAAGAAACUUUCCAAAGUUGAAAUUCUACGUAGUGCUGUCAAGUACAUUGAAUUUUUACAAAACGUCCUUAGAAACAUGGACUUGCAAGAGAUAGGUGUCAAAGAUGGACAAGAGGAAAUGUCUGCAUGCUCAUCAAAGUAUUCACAAACUUUUAAAGAUUUGAGUAGCGUUUUCCCAUCUCCUGGUGAGAGCUGCAGCAGUAGUUCCUCUACAAACUCCUCUCUCUGCCACGAAGAGAUAGGGUAAAAAUACAAACAGUCAGUAGUCUCCAAUGCAAACUUGUUGAUGAAUUGAUUGAUGAGAUUUAGUUGACCACAACUGGUUGCAUUCUGUUCGUGGUUUCUCAUAAAUAAACUGUGUGACUUGACGGAAAAGAACGUGAGUUUUAAAUCGAGUACUUGUGGCAGCUGUUURAUGUUUCUUUACUCCUGCUAUCAUGAUUUCUAUUCGUGGUCCCGACUUUGAAAAAGAAAAGAAUAUGGCAGAUAACCAAUUUUAAAAUGUUAAUUAUUAUGAUAUCUGCAUUUCACGAACAGUUCCUUCCUUCUUCAUAUUUGAAAUCAACAAAAUGAAAACAGUAGUUGCCGCAGCAUACGUAUACAUAUGUCUCUUGUUCUAGGUCAACUGACUGCAAUUCCCUCAUAUUGAGUUAGCAUAUCUUCAUCAAGAAACUCUUGAUAACAAAGACAAUUUCAAAUAUAUAUUAUGUACAUGGGGGUAUAUCACAAACGUGUUUUUUAUAAGAGGUGAUACGUACAAAAACAUUGUACUAUUCCCAUAGCUACGCUUUGGACUUGGCAACAUUACUGUCAUUUUAGCCUAAUUUUACUCUGCAGUGAAAUAAAACAUAAUU
This is a messenger RNA of Actinia tenebrosa (Australian red waratah sea anemone), 1689 nucleotides long. RefSeq names its product T-cell acute lymphocytic leukemia protein 1 homolog. Gene Ontology annotation, biological process: regulation of transcription by RNA polymerase II. Lineage: Eukaryota; Metazoa; Cnidaria; Anthozoa; Actiniaria; Actiniidae. The record is from RefSeq and is a predicted model, not a curated record. Gene Ontology annotation, molecular function: DNA-binding transcription factor activity, RNA polymerase II-specific; RNA polymerase II cis-regulatory region sequence-specific DNA binding; protein dimerization activity.